UGUCCGAGUUGUAGUUUCUUUUGGUGAGAGUUGCAUACUUGCAUUUGCUCUAUCCAAAACAACAACUAGGAAAACCAAAGUGUCACUGGCCUUACAAAUGUAUGGUCGCCGGACUACAAGACACCUGUAUUACUGGCAUGCUAGCUACGUGCAUGCCUUCUAGUCCCAACGAUGCCAUUUCUGCUGGAACCGAGUUCUGUUCAACAACUAAUUUGCCCAGUUUCUCUCUCUCUCUCUCUCUCUCUGAUCAGAGCAGACUGCUGAGCUUGUAAUCAUGGGCGCAUGCGCGACGUGCUGUGAAAUCCUCCUCGCCAUAUUGCUUCCACCACUCGGCGUCGUCAUCCGCUAUGGCUGUGGGGUGGAGUUUUGGAUCUGUUUGUUGCUGACGCUGUGCGGUUAUAUACCAGGAAUUAUAUAUGCAGUUUGUAUCUUGCUUCAGUAAUUAAUUAGUUUACAUUUCUUUUGGAUUGGAUUGGCUUAAGUUCAGUUGUAUGUAGUAAGAAUAUUGUUAAUUACAUCUUAUUUUGAUUCAAAAUUAAAGUGACAGACAUGUAGAUCUACCUCUU
Molecule: messenger RNA, 566 nt
Organism: Rosa chinensis
Lineage: Eukaryota; Viridiplantae; Streptophyta; Magnoliopsida; Rosales; Rosaceae
Product: low temperature-induced protein lt101.2
Exons: 2
Coding region: 275-442 (55 amino acids)
Cellular component (GO): membrane
Source: RefSeq, a predicted model, not a curated record